UGCCGAGACAAUAACAGAAGCAUUGGACAAUUUAAACUAAACAAAUUAAUUAUGGGUAUAUUCUUGUCGCGGCAUCACAGCUGGUGUUGCGUGAAAGGACGUCUCCACGCGGCGGCCACCCGGCGCCGGGCGAAGAAAUACUGUCAGUGUGGAAAAGGAGGCCGCCAAUUUAGGAGGCCGAGAUUUUUAAUGAUAAGAAGAAAGAGGCCUGUGUUUCAAGGGUGCACUUUCUGUUCCGGGUCAUACAACUGCUGCCACGAGACUUCACCAGGCCUUAAACCAAAACUACCAAACAAAUCCAUACUACACGCUUCGCAAAUUACAUCCAAAUCAAAUCUUACUGAAUGCGCAUGCACUAAAACUCAAAACUGCAAUGGUAAGUCGAUUCACCAAGCUGGCAUACAGAACCUGUGUAGGUUUACUGUUGAUGCGUACUUUACUUAAAAAAAGUAAUAUACAUGAUUAUGGUCA
This is a messenger RNA of Cydia amplana, 471 nucleotides long. RefSeq lists its product as uncharacterized. The coding region runs from base 52 to 444 and encodes 130 amino acids. The record is from RefSeq and is a predicted model, not a curated record. The transcript is spliced from 4 exons. Lineage: Eukaryota; Metazoa; Arthropoda; Insecta; Lepidoptera; Tortricidae.